CACAAACUGACCAAUAGAAACGCAGAACGGGUGAGUUUACGGAAGUUUUUGAGCGAGUGUGUCGUCUUUGAAACGAGUGGAAUGGAUGUGAAAGAAAUAGCUAUUUUGUAAAACUAAACCCGUUUGCAGGGCACAGACACUAACUAAGCCGUGUUCUGUUUUACAUUAUUAUUAAUAUUCUGCUGCUAUCUCUCGGUAAGGCAGUCUAGAGUUGUAAGCUAUGUCCAAAUCAAGGAGAUGGGACCCAAAAGACAGCGAGUCAAAACUUCUGCCAAUCUAUCAGCACAAAACCAAACUGAUUCAGGCCGUCAGCGACAGCGCUUUUCUGAUUGUUACUGGUGAGACUGGCAGCGGGAAAACCACGCAACUUCCACAGUACCUGCAUCAAGCUGGGUUUUGUAAAGAUGGAAAAAUUGGCGUCACCCAGCCCCGUCGAGUAGCUGCCAUCACAGUAGCCCAGAGGGUAGCCCAUGAGAUGCAGUGCACUCUGGGCAGGGACGUUGGAUACCAAGUUCGCUUCGAUGACUGCACAUCAGAGGACACUGUGGUGAAGUACAUGACAGAUGGCUGUUUGCUCAGAGAGAUCCUUGCAGACCCUGGACUUUCUCAGUACAGUGUUAUAAUCUUGGAUGAAGUCCAUGAACGCAGCCUCAACACAGACAUACUUCUGGGUUUACUGAAGAAAAUCUUCUCCAACCCUGCUAAAGCCACAAAGGGCCGAGCUUUCCCUUUGAGAGUGGUGGUGAUGUCCGCCACCUUGGAAACAAACAAGCUUUCAUCCUUUCUCGGCAACUGUCCUGUCUUUGUUAUUCCCGGGAGGACUUUUUCUGUAACUUGCACAUUUGGCACGGCCAUAGGACCCAAAGACACAGAAAGCACUGCUUAUGUAAAAGAGGUUGUGAAAAUGGCCUUUGAUGUGCAUACCAGUGAAAGGGCUGGGGAUAUUCUGGUUUUUUUGACAGGUCAGUCAGAGAUUGAGCAUGCCUGUGAUUUGCUGUUUGAAAAAGCUGAGUCUAUAGACUAUCGCUAUGAUGUACAGGACCAAACAGUGGAGGGCCUUCUCAUUUUGCCCCUGUAUGGAUCCAUGCCCACAGAUCAACAAAGACAGAUCUUUCAGCCGCCACCUCCCAGAAUAAGAAAGUGUGUUGUGGCUACUAACAUUGCAGCAACAUCUCUCACCAUCAAUGGCAUAAAGUACAUUGUAGACAGUGGCUUUGUGAAGCAACUCAACCACAACUCAAGGGUGGGCAUGGAUAUCUUGGAGGUGGUGCCUAUUUCAAAAAGUGAGGCUCAGCAGAGAGCAGGCCGAGCUGGAAGAACCUCAGCUGGAAAAUGCUUCCGAAUCUAUACUAAGGAAUUCUGGGAGAAAUGCAUGCCUGAGUAUACAGUUCCAGAGAUCCAGAGAACAAGUCUGAGUGCAGUGAUACUUACACUCAAGUGCCUGGGCAUUCAUGAUGUCAUUAGGUUUCCAUAUCUGGAUUCUCCAGAGGAGAGGUUUAUUCUAGAAGCACUAAAGCAGCUCUAUCAAUUCGAUGCUAUAGACAGGAGGGGUAGAGUGACCCAGCUAGGGGAGAUGAUGGUGGAGUUCCCCCUGCACCCCGGUCUCACCAGAGCCGUGCUCAAAACCGCCUCGCUCGGCUGCCAGGACCUGCUGCUCCCUGUGGCUGCCAUGUUGUCUGUGGAGAACAUCUUCAUCAGGCCAGGCCACCCUGACAAGCAGAAAGAGGCAGAUAAGAAGCACAGAGCACUGGCUGCUAAAAGUGGUGGUAUGAACGACUUUGCCACACUUUUGUGUGUGUUUCAGUCGUGCAAAUCCAGUGACAAACCCUCAGUGUGGUGCAAAGAGAAUUGGAUCCACUGGAGGGCGCUGAAGUCAGCGUUUAGUGUGGAGAGACAACUGUGUGAGAUCCUCCACCGCCUCCAACAGAAGAAAGAUUUCCCCAUAGAAACAUUUGAUGGCAACAAGAGUGAGCUCUUCAGACGAUGCCUGUGCUCAGGAUACUUCACCAAUGUUGCCAGAAGGUCUGUUGGAAAGGUGUUUUGUACAAUGGAUGGCCAUGGUUCCAUGGUUCACAUUCAUCCAUCAUCAUCGCUGUUUGACCAGGAGGCAGAGCUGAAUUGGGUCAUUUUCCAUGAUGUGUUAGUGACUUCCCGGGUGUACAUCAGGACCGUGUGUCCUAUUCGCUAUGAGUGGGUGAAGGAUUUAUUACCUAAGCUCCAUGAAGUGGAUGUCUUUGAAUUAAGCAGUGUGGCAAGAGAAGAAGUCACUGACGAGGAGAUGAUAAAAUGGGAGACCAGGGAAGCAGCCAAAAGACAACCAGAGGUUUCUACUGAGGAUGUCAUGAAGAAACUGGAGAAGAGAAACAACGAAGCCACUGUCAGUGAUGCUCGUGCUCGCUACCUGCAGCGGAAGCAACUAAGACAGCAAAGUAAAGCUCUUUGACAAAGAGCACCUGCUUUUGGGGACAGAAAUCACACUAUGUGUCACUAUUUUGCAAAUGAUACCUGAAUAAUAAACAUUUAUUACAUUUA
Messenger RNA from Monopterus albus (swamp eel), 2532 nucleotides. RefSeq names its product DEAH (Asp-Glu-Ala-His) box polypeptide 40 (gene dhx40). Bases 221 to 2443 code for a protein of 740 amino acids. The transcript is spliced from 17 exons. Lineage: Eukaryota; Metazoa; Chordata; Actinopteri; Synbranchiformes; Synbranchidae. The record is from RefSeq and is a predicted model, not a curated record. Gene Ontology annotation, molecular function: ATP binding; 3'-5' RNA helicase activity; RNA binding. Gene Ontology annotation, cellular component: intracellular anatomical structure.